AAAACUACACAUUGCAGACGGCUUUGAAUGACAGAUAGAUACCUAAACAAUAUUAAAGUAAAAUCAGUGUUCGACUUUUCCAAUUUAAUUUUUAUUUAUCGCAAAAACCCAGUAUUUCGGAUCGUAUAACUAAAAUAAAACAGUGAAUUCGCAGACAGUGUGAACGAAUAAAGUGAUUUUUAGUGUGACAGCGGUGAUUUUAGCACAAUUUCAACUUGCUAUCAUGGCUGGGAUAAUUCCAACAUCAACUCCAUCACAAGAUAUUUUUAUCGAGUCUGAUCGCUCUAGUCACAUAGAUUUUCAAAGUGUUAAAACAGCUAGUGAUACUAUGAAGAAAAACCCAAAACUAGAAUUUAGUCAAGCCGAUUUAUUAAAACUUUUAAGCUAUUUGGAAGGAGAAUUACAAGCCAGAGAUGUCGUUAUAGCAGCGCUGAAGUCCGAGCACGUCAAACAAUUCAUCUAUGCUAGUCGCAAUAAAACUCAUUUAAACGAUCCGAAUGCUGCGUUAUUCCGGGAUAACUUGGCUUUGACGGGAAACUUAGUCAGUCGACAAUCAUCGACGGCCGCCGCUCAAUCGGAAUUAGCGAUGCGAAUGUUCGCCCGACAACAGUUAGACAGCCUGGAAAAGGCAAUAUUCAAUCAACGCCAUACUCACAUGAAAUUGAUCGGAGUGAUGAAGGAUACCGAAGAGAAACAUAAACAUUUGAUGAAUGAAUUGGAGGAGGAGAAACAGAAGCAUGAACGCGAUACGGCUCAAGGGGAUGACAUCACGUACGGAUUAGAGGUGGAACGGACGCGAUUAAAACAGGACCUGGAGGGUGAAAAGCAGGCGUACAAAAAAUUGGAAAAAGAUUUGAAAAAAUUGCAGGAAACAAUGGAUGCCGAACGUGCUAGAAUGAAACCAAUUGUGUUGCUGCUGUUAGCCGAACGGAAGCGAAUAAUCAUGAAGUACAUAGAGGAACGUAAACGUUCCGAAGAUUUGGCGCAAAUACUGUCGGAAGAGAAGCUACGUGUCGACACAAUAGCUGAGGGAUUGGAGGAGGAGAGUAAAAAGUCGCUACGAAUGGAAGCCGAAUUGGAGAAGCAAGCGCAAUCGUUUGACAUCGAACGGAAGCAAUUGAAAGCCUCUCUAGCAAAUGACGAGAAAAAAAUAAAGGAUCAAGAAUUAGAAAUAAAUCAACUAAAGGCUGAAAACGAAAUGCUGCGCAAACAGGCACGACUUCCGGGUGGUGUUCCACAAUUACCUGCAAAGGGUAUGAAUGUGCGGGCUGUGUCAGAUCCCUUAGAUGAUAAUUCCACUGCUAGUCCAAUGAUGAGUAGCGUAGCUAAGGUUGUACAACCAACCGCAACUGUUUCUAGUGUACCUGUUUCCGGUCCAACAACUGGAAUAGCACGUUCAAUUUCGCCUGGACAGAGUUUGCGACAGACAUCAACCGAAAUUAAUACAUUCAAUACAACCAAGGUUGCACCGAGAAAACUAUCCAAUGCAUCAGCGGUACCCACAUCCGGAACGAACACACAAGCAAUAAACUCUCCAGUCCCUAAAGUGGCCACCGCUACCAUAUCGCAUCCAACAAUAAAAAAGAAUCCAGCCAUACCAGCCAUAAGUCGCGGUGUUCCGCCCCCAAUUCCACCGAAUAAGCCGAUUGUACCACCUACGCGACUAAAUAUUUCAAACAUGAAAGAUUCAUCGUUGAUCAGCGGUAGCAUUGUAACGACAAGUAUCGACGAUGGUAAUUUAGACGGGACGGAUGAAUUACAAGAAUUUCAGCAUGCAAUUUCGAACGUAACUGGUAAAUAGAAUUAUUUAAGAAAAAAAAUGUGUCUAAACGGCGGGGGAUAUAAGAAACGGUAAUCAUUCAAAUAAAAAUAAUUCCAAUUAAAAACUGAAAACUACCUACAUUACAAGUUACGUGUUGUAAAAAAAAAACAAAGAAAAACCCUAAAUUUAUGUAAAGAAUCUCAGUCAGUAGCUACGAUUUUAGAUAUUCAUUACACAUCCAGACGUGUUAGAUACGUUGAAAGCAGUAAAAGCUUUUUUGAAAAGCUUCAAUUUACUCGAAAAAUUUCCAUCACCAGACUUAAAGGCCGCAAUCGGUAUCUACUUGUCGAGGCACUUUACCGAUUGUGUCGACGAGUUGAACGGCGGCUAGUUAACUGCGGAUCUCUUGGUUGAACAUCAUAUUUUAUUUUAGUUUUCUAAUUUUCUUUAUUUUCAAAAUGGGCGUUGUACGUAGCUUUGACUGAAAUCUGUCACAUCAAAUGUGAAAUUUAUUAAUUAAAAUACAAAUGGAUAUAUCGGUUGAAAGUCACUUCUAUCUUGUUUAAAUAAAUAAUGAAUUAAAGUAAAAGAACAAAAAAAAAAAGAAAUGUCGCAAAUUAUACACCACUUAUAUUAGACAAUAUGUAGAUAUUGGAAUUAGAUUUUAGUAGACUGACUGAGAUUAUGUAUAUUAUAUAAGCAAGUGAGCAACAAAACACCGAACGAAAUUUGAAUUGUUC
Bradysia coprophila is the source of this 2502-nucleotide messenger RNA. RefSeq names its product cortactin binding protein N-terminal like nausicaa. Lineage: Eukaryota; Metazoa; Arthropoda; Insecta; Diptera; Sciaridae. The record is from RefSeq and is a predicted model, not a curated record.